This is a messenger RNA of Acipenser ruthenus (sterlet), 6973 nucleotides long. It is a transcript of the gene gpr17, whose product is annotated as G protein-coupled receptor 17. The coding region runs from base 403 to 1419 and encodes 338 amino acids. Gene Ontology annotation, molecular function: G protein-coupled receptor activity. The transcript is spliced from 4 exons. Gene Ontology annotation, cellular component: membrane. Gene Ontology annotation, biological process: phospholipase C-activating G protein-coupled receptor signaling pathway; positive regulation of Rho protein signal transduction. Lineage: Eukaryota; Metazoa; Chordata; Actinopteri; Acipenseriformes; Acipenseridae. The record is from RefSeq and is a predicted model, not a curated record.
UAGAUUCAGAGAGCUGUGGUUCUCCAGACAGAGUUCUUUUUUUAUACAUUAAGCCAACAAUAUUUUGCUAAGGGUGCUGAUAGGUGGAUAUAAAGUAUCUCUCUUACUGAACUGGUCUUAUAAAACUGAUGCAGCCUACAUUUAUUUCCCACUCUUAUCUCUCUCACACAUACACAAACUCAGAGCUGCUGUGUCUGUGUAUUUCCUUAACUUCACAGGCAGCUGUUGUCAGAUCACUGCCAGAAGCAACGGUCUGACGGACACUCACACACCGGGCAGGCACUUUCUAUCAACACUGCAACCCAAGAGGGCAGCUUCCCAACAGAUCACACUUUCGAUCUACUGUUGGGUGUUCAGGACUUUGCAUAAAUGAUGUGACGGGACUAUAAAAAGCUGUAAACAAUGAACACCUCAUCGAUGGAAUCUGCAUCGCUACUCUCCAACCAAUCGAACGAGAGCUGCAGCAGGGAGCCAGCUCUGGAGAACAUCCUGUUUGCUGGCUUCUACCUUGUUGUUUUCCUAUUGGCUCUGAUUGGGAAUGGGCUUGCUCUCUUGGUGUUUUCUCGGCAGCGAGGACCUGCGUCUCCUGCAAACGUCUUCUUGGUGCACUUGGCUGUGGCUGACCUCUGCUAUGUGGCCAUCCUGCCACUGCGGGCCACGUACCACUUAAUGGGAGGCCACUGGCCAUUCGGGGAAGUGCCUUGUCGGCUGGCAGGCUUCCUGUUCUAUGUAAACAUGUACGCCAGCCUUUACUUCCUGGCUUGUGUUGCAGGAGACCGGUACUUGGCCGUUGUACAUGCUGUGCGCUCAAUGAAGAUUCGCUACGCACGUUAUGCCCAUAUCGCCAGUGCUGCACUCUGGGUCCUGGUUACUGUGUCAAUGGUGCCUUUGCUCGUCACCCAGCAGACAGCACAGGUAGACAACACCACCAUUUGCCUGCAGCUGUACCGUGAGAAGACCUCUCGCCGUGCUCUGGUCUCCCUUGCUGUGGCCUUCACCCCACCCUUCCUCACCACCCUUGCAUGCUACCUGCUGAUUGCCCGCAGCCUGCAACAGGGAGUGCGGCUCGAAUCAGAGCUUAAGACCAAGGCACUGCGCACCAUUGGGCUGGUGCUGCUUAUCUACCUGCUGUGCUUCCUGCCCUACCACGUCAGCCGUGCCACCUUCAUCCUCUCUCACGGGCAUCCCGGAGCCUCCUGCCAGGCCAGGAGAGGCCUGUUGUUGGGCAACAGGCUCACCUCCUCCCUGACCUGUCUUAAUGGUGCUCUUGACCCACUGGUUUAUCUCUUUGGCGCUGAGAAGUUCCGGGACAGUCUGAGACGGCUUCUCUGUGGGGAAAAGGCUGGGCAGUCAGUGGCUACCAAUGGAGAAGGGAAGAGGACCCAUGAGAGCUCAUUGAGCGCUAAGUCUGAGUUCUGAAGAGAGGAGAGGCUGGUCCUCAACCCUAAUGGAACAUGUCCACUUCCACAGCCAUAUUUUGAGGGUGUGCCAAAUGUAAAUAACAAUAAUUGUCAUGAUGAAGUCAAUAACUGUAGGCAGUUACCAUUUAAAGCUACAGUAGUAAGGGUUCAUUUCAGUUCUGUCUGUUUGCUUUCUGUUGUCUAACAAUUGCAAGUUGCCCAUUGAUCCUCAGUCUUCCUAAGACAGUAUGUGGAUGGCAGCCCUGAGGUGACAUUGAAAAUGGCCAUUUCAAAUUGAGGGGAAAAUGGGAAAAACACAUCACUAGACACUUGUUUAUACCGGUACAAUAGCUUGGUCAGACCUACAGUAUACAGCUAUUCCAGAGUACGGUGUAACUCUUAUCUGGGACCCAUUCCUCAUUCUUACAGGACUGCUUUUGAAUGAAACAAAUCUUCAUUUUAUUUUUGAUCGCUUUCUUAGCAUAUAGUAAUAUUUUUUUUAAUUAAAAAAAAAAAAUCUGAAUGAGAACAUUCAUUUACGAUAAAAAACAAUAGGCUCUGCUCAGGUGUUGUUUAAAUGUAGUUUUUUCGAAGUCUGUUUGAAUGAAUAAAAUUAAGCUGGAUAUUUAUGAUAUUAUCUUUAGCGCCAUCUAUUUAUGAUGAAAUUAAACCAUCAAUAGACCAGACCAGUUUUAGGAAUCUCAAACUUGGUUUUAGUGCUAAAAACAUUUGAAAAACCAUUGUUUAAAGAACUCAUGAGCUAAAGGUUUGUGCAUAAAGCCCAAUGUUACAUUGAUCCUAGAACCCUAGACCUGUGUCCUUUAAGAACAGCUUAGUGCCUUCUUGCAAACCCACACUUAGAGCAUCGCUAAAGACUUUGGAUAUGCACUAAUAGACGAUUCCUGAUAUUUAAAAUGUGUCCACCAUAAAAUUGUCAUCAUAAUAAACUGCAGCCCACAUUCCUAGUCCCACAAACAAACACAUUUUCUUGGGGUUCAUAUUUGGAAAAUGUAAUACAUUGUAACGGAGGAGGCUGUGUGGUCCAGUGGUUAAAGAAAAGGGCUUGUAACCUGGAGGUCCCCGGUUCAAAUCCCACCUCAGCCACUGACUCGUGUGACCCUGAGCAAGUCACUUAACCUCCUUGUGCUCCGUCUUUCGGGUGAGAUGUAAUUGUAAGUGACUUUGCAGCUGAUGCAUAGUUCACACACCCUAGUCUCUGUAAGUCGCCUUGGAUAAAGGCAUCUGCUAAAUAAAUAUAUAAAUAAUGAGUGUAAUGCAGUCUUUGUGGUAGAAUGUGAUCAAAUAUUUUAACCGUUGCUUUGAUUAUAAGUCAGUUAUACAUUUUCACUAUCUGCAUGUAAACUUUGUGUAAUUGUGGCACUCUUUGUUGGACUUAUUAAAAAAUGCAUUUAAAAUAAAUGUUCUUCAGUAAGCAAUACUGCCAUUACUGUAAUGUUGUAAAAUUCUGACAUUUACUGCAACGUGCAACAUCAAAUACUACAAGUAACAACAUUCAUUUACAUUUUGGUGUACAAAUUGUUGUACACCUAAAACAUGUACAAAAAUAAGUUAUAAUAAAUAAUCAGCCAUAUAUAGUUGUUUAUAGUUAUUUAAGUAAUAAAGCCAGCCCCAUUUUCUUUUAUAACUUUGCCCCUUUUUAGAUAUCACAUCUUUAUAUGACUCAUCCCUUUACUUUUACUCACCUUUUUUUGUAUAAUACAUGAAAUAGUUUUGGUCACAUAAUAAGAAAAGAAUCUGUGAAAAACAGCUCUCUAAUGAACAUAACAAUAACUUUGUGAUGUGCACUUUCUUUUGACAAAUGCUCCCUUAUUGUCUGUAACUCCAUGAUAUCCCAAGGGUCCAUUCCAAAGUCUGAAUGAUGCUGUUACAGAUAAAACCGUUCUGUGGUCGUAUGGGGUAAAUGUAGAUGAUAAUACUGCAGGUAGCUGGCUGUCCUUAAGCUCUCACCAUGCAAUGCAAACCAGAACGGCUGCAUAGGAAAGCCAGUGAAAAGAUUGUUCCUUUGUGGACACUUUAACUGUGACCAACUCAGUCAUCUAAUUUAGUUCCUUUCUCAUGAAUUCUGAUGACCACAAAUCAGAAUUUUUAAAUGCAACUAUGUGGGGGUCCGAUGCUUUUCAAUGGGCCAUUAUACCCUAUGAGGCGAGGCACUAUUUUCACAUCUCACCCAUUUUGGAAUGGAAAGGACUGUUAAUAAGAUCAGAAAGACGCAUUUCUUUGUUGUGAUUUUCUUUAUACUAUAGAAUUCACUUUCAUUGUGCAAAUUCGUAUAUAAAAGGACUGAGUUUCUUUGUCGUAAUGAAGGCUACCAUAAUCGUUUUUUUUUUCAAUUAAUUGUAUGAUUUUAUUGUCUAUUGUGAUGUAUUACUAUAUUCCUGAUAUAAUUAUGCUUUUUUCCAUGAAGACAAACUCAUUUACAUCACACAAUUCAGCUUAUGGGACUACCCUAGCGACAGAUAGGAUAGUUUAUUUCUGUAUGUGAUAUUUAAAAAGUUUGAUGCUGCCAUCUAGUGACUUCUAUCAGCAAUUGCAGCCGAUGGUACGGGCCAAUGAUGUAGAGAACUGUUAUUGUUAGCCGAGACUAAAUAAACAGAAGCUGACUCAGGCUCUUAAAGAUGACUCCUAACACUGACACAGAUACAUACAGCAUAUAACUUAGAUCUCUGGACUAACUUCAAGAAAGGAGAAAAAGGUAUGCAAGGUAGUUUUCAUUUGGUUCUCUCCAUAGGGUUGAUGAAUAGAAAGGGUUAAAUGUAGGAAGCACUUACAGAAAUGGCAAACAAGCAAGGGUCAUUAUGUACCACAUUGCUAAAAUAAAAGGUGCAGUUCCUGUCAGUGAUGUCAAAUGACUGUACAGAUAGUGCUGGUAUAUGUAAGAAAGGGGGAGUGACUGCAGUUUGUGGGCUUGCAAUAUAAUACAAUACAAAUGUAUUUUUAUAUAGCUCAUAAAAGCUUCACCCCAACCGUGCAGUUAUCCUAUGCUGGUAGCAGCUGAUGCAGCAGAUCAGAAUUCAUGAACCGCAGAGAGUGACAUGGCAGAGUAAGGAAACACAACAAGAGAUUGUCUUAGAAGUGAAUCAGAAGAAGAGAUCUUGGAAGUGACAAAUAGCACAUUUCAAGCUAACAGUCAAGGGGGGACUUGCUUAGAAAUGAGUCCCAAACUGAAACAUGUUUUAGUUUUGUAUGUUUUUUUUAACUCUUUAUGGCCUGUUCAAUGGUCACAAUUAUUAGUUCCAGUAUUUGCUUGUUUUUGCAGUUUCUCUUGUUCCUUUAUUUAAUAUAUUAAACAUACAUUGCAACACAAACUCUGCAUAUUUGGUGAACUAUCAAUAAACAUUAUCCUGUGCCAGUACGGGGCAAAUAGAUUCAUUAGCCAUGAGGGCGAGUGGAUGGAAAAGUUCAUUACAAGCUCUGUAUCUUUCUGUAAAAUCUGAAUCAGAUGACUAACAGUGCAUUUACUUAAAAAGUAAUACUGAAAUAUCUGACCCUGGAAUUCACACUGGUUGACGAGUGCAUUUCUGCAAUGUAUGGCUUUUGUCAGUAAACAGUAUAAACCAGCUGACUGAAUUUGAUUUUUCUUUAAUAAAUGUCAAACUUUGCUAUUAAUGUGUAAUCUGUUUCUGUUUAUAAACAUGUUCUAACAUAACGUCAGGGACACGGUCCUGUGCCUGGUAACUGUCUCCCUGCAUACUUGCAGUCUGCAUUGCAGGGUUAAGCACUCGGUGAACAAAGAAACUGUAGAAGCUGUGUAGCCCUUGGUCCAUUAAAAUAGACUGGAACUACACCGGAAAUACAUCGGCUGGACCAUAAGGGCAAACACCCACCCACACAGUACAGUACAUGCUGUGUUUACAAGGAGGACGCUUUGCAAGGGAUUUCUAGGGAUCUUCAGCCAUUUCUUGUGCUUUUUCCUUAUGGGUCAUAGAGUGCAACAAUAAAGUUCCAUGCUGCAUUAAUGCCAUGUUACUUAUCAAGUCCAGCUAAUGCUUCAAGGUCACUGACACAGUCUGCACCAUGAUCCAGUAGAACUGCCAGCAAGGAUGGGACAGAGUCAUAGCCUGUCAAAGCACAGGCAGAAAAAAGGAUGACAUGACUACCUAUUAUUUUGAGUAGGGAUGAAUCUGUUAUUGCUAAAGUUCAGCCACAUUCUAAAUAGCAGACCAGUAAAACAAUACCAUCCGUGUCUGCGUUUAGACUACAGCUCUUCUCUGUCUAACGAGAGCACACUUUCUAUUCUGAUCUACUGCAUGCAAAAUCAUUCUUGUGUCUGUUCUUCAUGGGUACAGUGUAGCUCUUGUGGUCUCCUUGCCAUCUGCAGGAUACAUAUUUUGGUGUGGCUUUAGAGCUCAUUACUUGAUACUGGUAACACCCUAGCUCAAGAUUUGUCUAUUCCAGACGUAGCUUGAUCAGUGUUGUAUGGUGGUGGCUCAUGAACACUUUCUCCCCUUAAGCAUGUGAGAUUAGCCUUCUGGGUUUUCUGCAUUGUCCCAUCUUCAUGGUAAUGUUGGCACUGCAAUAAUAGGCUGAAAAAAGUCUUCAUGAUAACAUCAUCACGUGAUUUUGCCAUUGUCAGAGCUCUGCGGAAAACAAUUAAUAACCCAAUAUAUAAUACAUAUACAAUUAAUAACCCAAUAUAUAAUAGAUAUACCAUUAAUAAUCCAAUAUUGAUGUGUUUGGGUUUUCCGAAUUAAUGGUGACUUUUUUACAUCCUGUUUAACCAGAGGGGUAUCAGAUGGUCAAGAGACAGUUAAGUUAUUUUACUAUGUUGACCACCAAAUGGUUGUCAUUUCAUUGAGGCUUGAGUACAAGCCUGUUGUGUCAUUCUCCCCACAAUCUGAAAGGAGCACAGAGCAACGUUUGCAUUUGUGCCGGUGACAGAGAGCGAAUGAAUCCUAGUCAACAAUCUCCCUCCCGACCUGUGAGGGCACUGUAUAACAGGAACAGUGUGCCCCGGACUGGAUGGUCUGGCAGUUCAUUCCAGGGUCAUUCGGAAGCCAACCAUCCAGGAAGGAGGCGGAAUCGCACUGCCCGAAGUCAUCACCCUAAUGCAGUACGCGAUGUGUCAGUCAUGGAUUGGAGGAGACAUGAUUGAACUAGCUAUCGCAGGGGGCGUGACUAAGGGUAUAACAGGGGAUGUGAUGAUGUAAUCUGUUCCUUUGUUAUGGUUAUCAUAAGGACCGGUAAAGGAAACAGAGAGUUGGAAAACGUAUCAUGAAUGUUAAAUGUUUUGUUUGUCUGUCAAAACUAACUGUCUGUGUUUGUCAUUGUUAGGCGGCUAACACGAACCGGGAGCUGUCGCUACCAGCCAGCACCAAGCCUGGACUACACUGCACCACUGUCACUAUUAUUGUCUUGCACUACAUCUGCACUAAGAGCACUCACUUCAGGAGAGGUGACUGUGUCUGUGUUGUGUGUUAUUCUUGUUGUAUUAUUUCAGGACUGAACCCCGUGGAUUAUAUGUCGGUGAUACACAUCGCUGUGUAGAACCAGUACUAUUAUUUAACUGGCUGCAAACUGGGAAAAUAAAUAAAAGAACUGUUUUGAACUGUGAA